AUGGACCCCCAACACGUGGCUGGACAGCGUCGCACCGCCGGAGCCCACGUCCCUAGAAUUGCUCCAGCCGAAGCUAGGGGAGACGCAGUGGCUGCCAUUGACCCUACUGACAAGGAGAAGCUUCGCCGGGCAAGGAAGCGCGCGACGGACAGGCAGUCGCAGCGUGACCACCGCGAGCGACAGCGGAUCUACAUCCGGCAACUGGAGGAAACUGUUCAAUCAUACAAGGACGCCUUCUCCGGAGAUGGUUGCAAUGAUGUAGGCGCCCUCCUCAAGGAGCAGGAGAGGCUACGGACCAAGUGUAAGAGUCUGGAAGAGACCUUGUCGCGUAUCGGCAAAAUGGCAAGCUCGUUGCAGGACAGUGACCAUGUCUAUCGCAGCGAACAAGAUGCCCGGGGCAGUUCUACGAUCAACCCCGCGCAAAUCAACGCACCAACCUCUCAGUCCCCUGCAGCAGGCGCGGAUUACCACGCUCCCGGUCAGUUACAUGAACCGCAGAGCGGCAACGAUCAGGAAUUGCCUGCAAGCUCUGAUGCCGGUCGGCCGGUCUCGGAUAUCUGCAAGCUGCCUGCUCACGGGAUGGACUAUUUUGGCCUGUGCUGCGACGAUGCGGCAGCAUUGGACACGACAAUGCCACUUGUCCACCAAGUGGACACAGCCGAGGUGCUCAAUCUCAAUGCUGGCGAUGCAGCGGUCCAGCUCACCGAUGGACCAGCGACAAGUCUGCCCAUCGUGCCGGCCUCCGACCUUUCCAUGGGAAGCCCCCUCGGGUUUGAGCCUGCUAUCUCAGCCGACUUGGGCUGGGUCCCGCCCACACACCCUAGCCCACCCAAAAUGUCCCAAGGCACGGGCAGGUGGGACGAGAUUCUCUUGAGCAUGGUCGAUGAAGCACGGCUGCAGCACGUCCGUGGUCAAUUCAACGCCGACGAACCGUCCCUGCAAAGCCUGCUGUCAGACAAGUCCCGGGACGUGCUUGCCUACCGGCUUUUCCAUCAUAUCUGUUCGGAUCGGUCCAUACCACUGCAUCUUAUGCUAUCCAUAUUUUGGGUCCAGUACCUCUUGUUAAGGUGGUAUGUUCUGGGAACCGAAGCCGAUUUCCUUCGCAUCCCAGAGUUCAUGAGGCCCACGGAUCUGGAGAGGCGAAUUCAGCACCGUUUUUGUAUUGGGAUGUUAGUAUGGCCCGACCUGCGCCGCGCAUUGAUCCGUGAUUCGCACACUACCGACCCUGAGCGCAUCGGCAUCGAGGCCCUGGAACAUAUGAGCAGGACAAGUUGUACGUGGUCACCAACCGUGCAGGGCUGUAGCGAUCUCAUUGGCAGCACGGAUGUACUUUCCAUUAUUGAGCGGCAGUCGCAGCGGAUGGAGAUGUGGAAAGUCGACUGCCGGUUCAAGGAAAAAUACCUCCAAUUCGCAGAUUGCUGGCUGGGGUAG
Molecule: messenger RNA, 1431 nt
Organism: Aspergillus versicolor CBS 583.65
Lineage: Eukaryota; Fungi; Ascomycota; Eurotiomycetes; Eurotiales; Aspergillaceae
Exons: 3
Coding region: 1-1431 (476 amino acids)
Source: RefSeq, a predicted model, not a curated record